This is a messenger RNA of Molossus molossus (Pallas's mastiff bat), 519 nucleotides long. Its product is annotated as keratin-associated protein 9-1-like. The record is from RefSeq and is a predicted model, not a curated record. Bases 1 to 519 code for a protein of 172 amino acids. The transcript has a single exon. NCBI's taxonomy places the organism in Eukaryota, Metazoa, Chordata, Mammalia, Chiroptera, Molossidae.
AUGUGCUGCUCCCCUUGCUGCUGUCAGACCACCUGCUGCAGGACCACCUGUUGCCAACCCAGCUGCUGCUGCCGCCCUUGUUGCGUGCCCAGCUGCUGCCGGCCCUGCUGCUGCUGCCGCCCAUGCUGCGUGUCCAGCUGCUGCCGGCCCUGCUGCUGCUGCCGCCCAUGCUGCGUGUCCAGCUGCUGCCGGCCCUGCUGCUGUAGCACUCCCUGCUGCCAACCCAGCUGCUGCGGGUCCAGCUGUGGCGGGUCCUGCUGCUGCCAGCCCUGCUGCUGCUGCCGCCCAUGCUGUGUGUCCAGCUGUUGCCAGCCCUGCUGCCGCCCAUGCUGUGUGUCCAUCUGUUGCCAGCCCUGCUGCCGCCCAUGCUGCGUGUCUAGCUGUUGCCGGCCCUGUUGCUGCUGCCGCCCAUGCUGUGUGUCCAGCUGCUGCCGGCCCUGCUGCUGCUGCCGCCCAUGCUGUGUGUCCAGCUGCUGCCAGCCCUGCUGCCGCCCAUGCUGCGUGUCCAGCUGCUGCUAG